Molecule: messenger RNA, 4093 nt
Organism: Labrus mixtus (cuckoo wrasse)
Lineage: Eukaryota; Metazoa; Chordata; Actinopteri; Labriformes; Labridae
Gene: nedd4a
Product: NEDD4 E3 ubiquitin protein ligase a
Exons: 25
Coding region: 88-3849 (1253 amino acids)
Biological process (GO): ubiquitin-dependent protein catabolic process; neuromuscular junction development; receptor internalization
Molecular function (GO): sodium channel inhibitor activity; ubiquitin protein ligase activity; protein binding
Source: RefSeq, a predicted model, not a curated record
CUUGGAGCAGUUGCUAUCCUUUUUUCCUACCAGCAAGUUUGAUCAUGCAGCUCUCACCAGCACUGCAGGGAUUAGAAGGUUAAACGAAUGGCACGCAGGCUGCGCUUGCAUUUCGCGUCAAGACGAAGCAACACGGACCCUCUGUCAGAGAGCCUCAGCAGCCAUGGUGAUGAGAGCAAAGUCAGUGUGCCAGCUUAUAGCCCUGCAGAGAUUCUGGCGCACAGUUCCGUCCACUUGAAGGUGACUCCUCUGUCACCAGACAAUGCUAAUUUACAGCGAUACUCUUCAGUACUCGUACCACGGAUACACACUGGAGUAUGUAAUAGGAAGAGCAUUCUGCAGAUCUCGCUACAGCCCUGUGGAAAGCCUAAUGGAGAGGUGGACGGCAGUAUAGAGGAUGGAGACCCGGGGGGCAGUGAAGGAGGAGCAGGUAGUGGCUCUGAAGGUGGAUCCUGCAGCAGUAGUAUGGCCAGCGAUCCUGGGUAUUGUAGCAGCAACAGCAUCUUUGAACCAGAGACUCCAGAAAAACACAGGACCACCCAAGAGAGAUGUCUACGCUGCAAGUCCAAGGUUCCCCUGAGACGGUGCUCCUCCUUGGUUAUAUUCCCAAAGAGCCCCUGUACCACCCCACCUGCAUCCCCAGUCAGUCCUGGGGCUCUCCCUGCUCUCCCACCAACAAAGGGCUGUCAUCAGUCAUCUUUUCAGACAUUUCAGACUUUCUCACAAGAUAAUGAGGAAGUGACUUGCAAAGGUUCCAACACAACGGCAGGAAGUGGCCACCGUCUGCCAAAAGGAAGCUGUUUAGCGGAGUUCAGGGAUACCAAACACAUGGUGCAAUUUAAUAUUCCUUUUCAUGAUGAACCAAAAUGCAGAAUGGAAGACAUGAGUAAAACAAUGGAACUGUCAUCAAAUCCAGACAGAUCGAAUCGGCACUCUAGCAGCGUGCUGCUGCAUUUUGCCCACCACAGACCAACAAUACCUGGGAAUGGAGCUUCAACUACAGCUACAGUUAAUGUGGAAUGUCCCGAAACGCUUCACCCAGCCGCACAUCCUGAGGGUGAGCUUCACUCCUGCAAAAAACUGUAUCGCAGUACCUCAGCUUGUUUAUUUUCCUCAACUAGACCAUUGGAGAAAAACCAGAAGGUUUGUUUAUCAGGAAAAGGCCAGGAAAGGCCCGAGAAAAACAAUUGUCAUCGCGCCAUACAAAGGAGCUUUUCCCUGGAAGUUCCCUACGCUAACACUGGAAUUUCUUGUCAUGUUUCAAAUCCAAAACUCAGUAGCCCUUGCUCCCCACAUGUGCACAUUCAUUUAUCACCUUGCUGCCCAGCAAAGUUGCCUAGCUCUGUAACGGAUGUAAACACAAGCCACAAAGGGAAUAAUUCACCAAAGAGUCCAGGUCAAAAACACAAGACACGUGAUGACUUUCUGGGACAGGUGGACGUCCCCUUAAAUCAGAUACCGACAGAAAAUCCUAACACAGAAAGGCCAUACACAUUCAAGGAUUUUCUGCUCCACCCACGAAGCCACAAGUCAAGAGUCAAAGGUCACCUGCGUCUCAAAAUGACCUACCUGCCAAAAAACUCAGGUUCAGAGGAGGAAACGCCAGAUCAGACUGAGGACACCACGGAUCGUGAUUGGGAGUUUCUAGAGGGCCAGGACAUGUCAGGUCCAAGACAAAGCCAGCUUCUGCCCGCUCUGCCCCCUGGCUGGGAGGAGCGGCAGGACAACCUGGGAAGGACCUACUUUGUCCAUCAUGAGAGCAGAACUACACAGUGGCAACGACCCACAAUGCAGGACAGUGAUGUUGGGAUGCAAAGAAGACCCAAUAAUAAUAUGGAGGAGCAUGCUUUUACUACACGCAGACAGAUCACAGACCACGAAGAAAACACCACAGGAGAGUCUCCUGAGAGCUGGGAAAUGAUAACUGAGGACGAAUCCACCUUGUAUCACAGCAGUAACCAGGUGACAUCAGCUACACCCCGCGAUCACAUUUCAGGGCCCACUGCUGGCACCUCCCAGACAAAUCAUGCAAGUAAUUCAAGCCAUUCCAGUGUCAGAAGAAGUUCCCAGACUUCAACAGGAGAGGAACAUCCUGUUAAUCCUGUGCUGCUUCCAACCUCGUCUGGGUUGCCUCCAGGCUGGGAGGAGAAGCGUGACAACAAAGGCAGACGCUACUUUGUCAACCACAUCAGCCGGUCCACUUCAUGGACACGACCACUCAUUCAGAGAACCUCAGAGGCAGUAGCAGCAGCAGCAGCAGCAUCAGCAGCAGCAUCAGCAGCAGCAUCAGCAGCAGCAUCAGCACAGAGUAAUGCAGGUUUACCUCGGAGCCCAACUCCGCCUCAACAGCCUACAUCCCCAGAGGAGUCUCCUCAGCACACCCCAAACCCUGAAGCCACGUACGAGUCUGGCUUCCUGCCAGCUGGUUGGGAGGUUCGUAGUGCUCCAAGUGGAAGACCCUUUUUUAUCGACCACAACACAAAGACUACUACCUGGGAAGAUCCCAGACUUAGGAUUCCUGUGAACAUGAGAAGAAAAGUCUCACUUGACCCAUCUGAUCUGGGCCCACUGCCGCCCGGUUGGGAGGAGAGGGUCCACAGCGAUGGGAGGAUAUUCUAUAUUGAUCACAACACCAAGAACACACAAUGGGAUGACCCCAGAUUACAGAAUUCAGCUAUAACUGGACCAGCAGUGCCUUAUUCCAGAGAUUAUAAACAGAAAUAUGAAUACUUCCGAAAGAAGCUGAAAAGACCGGCGGACAUACCAAACCGCUUUGAGAUGAAGCUGAGGCGAAACGCUCUGCUGGAGGACUCGUACAGACGCAUCCUCUCAGUGAAGAGGGCAGACCUGCUGAAGGCCCGACUGUGGGUGGAGUUCGAGGGAGAAAAAGGACUGGACUACGGUGGCAUAGCCAGGGAGUGGUUCUUCCUCAUGUCUAAGGAGAUGUUCAACCCGUACUAUGGGCUGUUUGAAUACUCUGCCACGGACAACUACACCCUCCAGAUUAACCCAAACUCUGGUUUGUGUAAUGAGGACCACCUCACCUACUUCAAGUUCAUUGGCCGCGUGGCAGGCAUGGCUGUGUAUCAUGGCAAACUGCUCGAUGCUUUCUUCAUUCGGCCUUUCUACAAGAUGAUGCUGCAGAAGCCCAUCACUCUCCAGGACAUGGAGUCUGUUGACAGUGAGUAUUUCAACUCCCUGAUGUGGAUUCUGGAGAACGACCCGGCAGACUUGGAUCUGAGGUUCACCAUUGAUGAAGAGCUGUUUGGACAGACUCACCAGCAUGAACUGAAGCCAGGGGGCACAGAGAUAGUUGUAACUAAUGACAACAAGAAGGAAUACAUCCAUCUGGUGAUGCAGUGGAGGUUUGUGAACAGGAUACAGAAACAGAUGACUGCCUUCAAAGAUGGGUUCUUUGAGUUGAUACCUCAAGAUCUUAUUAAGAUCUUUGACGAGAACGAGCUUGAACUGCUCAUGUGUGGUCUUGGAGACGUGGAUGUGAACGACUGGCGGGAGAACACCAAAUACAAGAACAGCUAUUGCGCCAACCACGUCGUCAUCCUGUGGUUUUGGAAGACAGUGCUGUUGAUGGAUGCAGAAAAGCGAAUCCGGCUCUUGCAGUUUGUGACGGGAACUUCAAGAGUCCCAAUGAACGGCUUUGCUGAGCUCUAUGGCUCUAACGGACCACAGCUGUUCACCAUCGAGCAGUGGGGAACACGUGAUAAACUCCCCCGAGCCCACACAUGCUUCAAUCGACUGGACCUGCCACCCUAUGAGUCCUUUGAAGAGCUGAGGGAGAAACUUAACAUCGCCAUUGAGAAUGCACAGGGAUUCGACGGGGUGGAUUAGUUCCUCUACAGUAAACCAGCUGAACUGACAUUACUGCCAUCAUUGUAAAGCCAUGGAGCGUGUGGAGCUGUGAUGAGUGAAACAAGAUGUGCGUCAUACGCAAAUCUGUGCCAGCUGUGUGACCAAUGAAGGACAGUCACACAACCCUCAACAGCACGUGGAGACGGGACGUUGUCUCUGUAGUGCAAGAGGUUUUUAAUCACUCUGUAUGUUCAUAAGUUUACAAAGUAAAAAUACAAAGAUA